Molecule: messenger RNA, 611 nt
Organism: Ceraceosorus guamensis
Lineage: Eukaryota; Fungi; Basidiomycota; Exobasidiomycetes; Ceraceosorales; Ceraceosoraceae
Product: RBP11-like subunits of RNA polymerase
Exons: 2
Coding region: 101-577 (158 amino acids)
Biological process (GO): transcription by RNA polymerase II
Cellular component (GO): RNA polymerase II, core complex
Molecular function (GO): DNA binding; protein dimerization activity
Source: RefSeq, a predicted model, not a curated record
GCACACGCAGAGGACUAGAACGUGCAGAGAUCAGCUAGUAGCCGUAUCUUCUCUGGCGCGAUAGACCACCUAUCACAGGCUCUCACCUGGCCACGUCAUCAUGGCGAACGCGCCGGAUCGCUUUGCGCUCUUCAUCCUGGGUCCGAACGAGCAUAGAGUGGACGUAGCUGAAGAUCCUCAAAUAGCCAAUGCAGCCACGUUCACAUUGAACAAGGAAGAUCACACGAUGGGCAACAUGUUGCGUCAUGCUGUUCUCGUGAUUCCGGGUGUGAUCUUCUGCGGGUAUAGGGUUCCUCAUCCGCUCGAGCCUCGGGUGGUGAUCAAGGUUCAAACGGACGGGAGCAUUUCUCCCUCUCAAGCCAUCUUGAACGGAUGCAACAACCUCAUCUCUCAAGUAGGCCAGGUCAGGAAUCAGUUCAGAAAUGAAUUGCAAGCAAAAGGCUUUGGCUCCGCCUCGGGACAUUCGGCAAAUGCGAAUUCUUUCGAUGCCAAUGCCCCUCAAGGCUACUCUUACGGCACCGGCUAUGGCGAUGCGCUGGACCAAGGCAGGGAGAAUGGCGAUUACGUGGACAUCUAGCGUGCCGAAUUGGCUAUCCUCGGCCGCUAAAGUC